CUCUCGGACCAAACCGAAGACCGUUCCUCGAACGCCGUGCUCCACCCCUCUCUCUCUCUUAAAAACUCAAAAAGCCUACACGCGAUAGAGAGGAGAGAGAGCAAGCAAGCAAGAAAGGAGAGAGAGAGAGAGUGUGGCCCGGAGACCAGCACGAGCGCACGGCACGGCGAUGUCCGUGGCGCAAUCCUAGUCGUCCAUUUCGUAUUCGACGGCAAGCAAGCACCGCGUCCAGCUGCAGCCAUGGUGGCCGGCCGCGUCAAGGCGGCCAUGGGCUUCCAGCGGAGCCCGGCGACGCCUAGAUCCUCCUCUCACAAGGCGCCGUCGCUGGCGCUGGCUCAACCGCCGGGUUCAGCGGCGGCGGCGACGGCCGGGCAGCCGGAGACGCCGCGGCGGAGGUCGUCCGGCUCGCCGGCACCGGCCGGAUCGGGGUCCAAGGUGGGGCCCUUCGCGCGGUACUUCCCGCGCUCGUCCGCGCAGGUGCAGCCGGCGCGCGCGACGCCCGAGGUCGGGGAGCUCGUCCGCCUCGUCGAGGAGCUGCAGGAGAGGGAGUCGCGCCUCCGGACCGAGCUUCUGGAGCACAAGAUCCUCAAGGAGACCGUCGCCAUUGUGCCGUUCCUGGAGACCGAACUCGCCUCGAAAAGCAGCGAGCUCGGGCGGUGCAGGGACGCGCUGUCCCGUCUCGAGUCCGAGAACGCGCGGCUGCGCGCCGAGCUCGACGCCACCGUGUCGAGCGCGAGGAGCAAAGAGCAGAGGAUUCGUGAAAUGGAGACAGAAAUGGCGGAGAUGAGGAAGCGGCGGCGAGAAUUUGCGGCCGAUCCCGACGACUGCUUGUCGUCGUCGUCAUCGGACAACUCCGAGCGCUCCAAUGCGGCGAGCAACUCGGCCAAGCCAGCUAGUGUCGUGGCUCGCUUGCCUGUUCUCCCUCCACCACCUCCGCCGCCGCCGCCGCUAAUGCCUGCGCCUUACAAGUCCAGGUCCUAUUUCUCCGGCUCGUCGCGUGCCUCGCCGGCGAACUCUUCAUCUAGUUCUUCCUCGUCGGUGCCAUCAGCGCCGACAUACUCUUCUGACACCGCAGCGUCAAGAUGCCGCGCGCCACAGGAGCUCUCGAAGCUCCCGCCAAUUCCUGCACCGUCCCCGCCGCCGCCGCCGCCACCGCUACCACCUUCAAUGCCGACGUGCCGACUUCGCAGCGCGAGCUCGUCGCCAUCGACCUCAAGCAGAGGCAGCGGAGGCGCGGUGCCUCUGGCUCCACCUCCGCCCCCGCCACCUGCGGCGAGGAGGAGCACCAGAGCGUCCUCCCCAGCGACUUCACUAUCGACCCCGGCGUCCGGCCCAUGCGUGAGGCGAGUCCCCGAGGUGGUGGAGUUCUACCACUCGCUAAUGCGGAGGGACUCGAGGUCGAGAGAUGGAGGCGGCGGCGGUGAGGCGGGCCCCGGAGGGGGCGCCGCAGCGGCGAGGGACAUGAUCGGCGAGAUCGAGAACCGCUCGUCCCAUCUUCUCGCGAUCAAAUCGGACGUGGAGAGGCAGGGGGAUUUCAUCCGGUUCCUGAUCAAGGAAGUGCAUGGCGCGGCAUUCGUCGACAUCGAGGACGUGGUCACCUUCGUCAAGUGGCUCGACGUCGAGCUCUCACGCCUGGUGGACGAGAGGGCGGUGCUGAAGCACUUCGACUGGCCGGAGGGAAAGGCGGACGCGCUGCGCGAGGCCGCGUUCGGUUACCGCGACUUGAAGAAGGUUGAGUCCGAGGCGUCAUCGUUCUGUGAUGACCCCCGGCAGCCCUGCUCUUCUGCUCUCAAGAAGAUGCAGGCCCUCUUCGAGAAGUUGGAGCAUGGAGUGUACAGCCUUGUGCGUAUGCGAGAUGGCGCCAUGAGCAAGUACCGCGGGUAUCAGAUCCCAUGGGAGUGGAUGCAGGACACCGGAAUUGUUAGUCAGAUAAAACUCCAGUCAGUGAAGCUAGCAAGGAAGUAUCUGAGAAGGGUUUCCUCUGAGCUUGAGGCCAUACAAGGUGGCCCUGACGAAGAGGAGCUGAUGCUCCAAGGAGUCCGAUUCGCCUUCAGAGUACACCAGUUUGCAGGCGGGUUCGACGGCGACACGAUGCGAGCAUUUCAAGAUCUCAAGGAGAAGGCGUCGACGUUCCGGUCGCAACGGGAAAGCCAAAAUCAGCAUCUGCAACAGCAAAGGCUCGCUGGCAGAAGUUAAAACGCGUGUAUUUAUAGCAGCCCAUCACCAUAGGAUAGCUGAGAUGUUUAUUUGGCCAAAUGCUCGAUUUGUUAGCAAGGAACUAUUUCACAUUAUCAGUGUUCUUGAUUUCACAUGCUAUGGCGUGGAUGUGGUGUGUGCACGCGUUACCUACCUAUUUAUCUAUAUAUGUAUCUAUCAUUUUGUUA
Molecule: messenger RNA, 2384 nt
Organism: Phragmites australis (common reed)
Lineage: Eukaryota; Viridiplantae; Streptophyta; Magnoliopsida; Poales; Poaceae
Product: protein INCREASED PETAL GROWTH ANISOTROPY 1-like
Exons: 6
Coding region: 241-2196 (651 amino acids)
Biological process (GO): chloroplast organization
Cellular component (GO): chloroplast outer membrane
Source: RefSeq, a predicted model, not a curated record